Soboliphyme baturini is the source of this 2156-nucleotide messenger RNA. Lineage: Eukaryota; Metazoa; Nematoda; Enoplea; Dioctophymatida; Soboliphymatidae. The record is from the annotation of a GenBank genome assembly.
AUGUGUUUCCCUUUUGUAAGCUUUGCCAUCUAUGAUUUCAUCUCCCAGACAGAAGGCGACCUCAGUUUUCAGGUGAACGAUGUGAUCAUUGUUAAAGAGCGAAUCGAUGAAAAUUGUACCCACUUGAAUGGUCUUCUAGGUGUUUUCAUAGUUGGUCAGCGGCAGGUCGACUCCAGCUGGUGGGAAGGCCGACUCGACGACCAGGUGGGUAUAUUUCCUGCAAGCUUCGUGAAAGAGAUCACGCUGCCAGCAUCGCAACUGCUAACAGCUGCAGACUGUUCAACGGAAGAUGCUGAAGAGCACGGUCAAAUGUCGUUGGGACUUACUGGCGUGGUGAAGGAGGACCUGCUACCGAGGCUGCCUGAGGAGAUGGAACUACACAAAGGCGAAAUGGUGGUCAUUGACGAAUUUGUAGACAAAUUGUGGUGCCGUGGUCGGUGCGGCGAUCGAUCAGGAACCUUCCCGGUUCGUUUCGUUGAGUUGCUGCCGGGCGACGAUGGUCUGAAACCUGACUUCACGUUGUUCGCAAUUGAGAAGGAUGUCGCUCCGUACGCGAAAGCGAAGUACGAUUUUGUCGGCGUGAAUGCAAAUGAGCUAAACUUCACAGCUGGCGACACUAUAAAGUUGAUCGGCCACGUAGAUGACGAAUGGACUCUGGCUCUGCUGGACGGUAAAAUCGGUUUGGUGCCGACGAACUACAUCGAUAUUUCGCUAGACUGUCCGAUAAUUUCACUGGAUAGGCGGAAGGUGGGCGUCUCGAGACACAGCAGCGAUCUGUACGAUUCUGGGUAUCUAAGCAAUAGUCCGCAAGUGGAAGAUGGUCAUGCGCCUGCCGACCAGAUUUCAUCGGCUUGCUACAGGGUUUUGUACGAUUUUCCGGCCAUCGUCAGCGGAGACCUGGCUGCGAACAAAGGUGACGUAGUGUCCGUGUUGUCCUUCGUCAACCCGCAUUGGGUAAAGGCCAGAAGCUCUAACUCUGGCCAACAAGGCUUGAUACCGUUGGCGUUUCUGACCCGCUUAGAAGAGAAGGUCUCAAGACAAUCACUGCUUGGCGAGGAGCCGAUGAAUGUCACGUGCCGCGACCAACAGAAGGGUACCGGAAUGAAGGACAGUAUCGAAAAGGAGAUCUCGCAUAACUUUUCCUCCUUCGAGCAUAGCGUCAGAACAUCUCGGAGCACCAGCACACCAGAAAUAUAUCCUUCCAACGACACUGUUUAUCGCUCAGCAACUCCUGCUUUCACUGCGUCGUUGGCCGGUUCCCUUUCGGAACUAAGCGCGGACAGCGGCGACGCGGUGAGCGUGAAGACCGAAUGCCGAAGCCGACCUCCUCGACCGUCUGUCUCCCCAGACAGAAACUACAUGCUGCGGAAGAAUUCGAUCCAGCGGCUUAGCGUCCAUGAUCCAGAGUACAAACUGCAGCGGAGGCAGCACCGGUCGAAGAUCGUCCACGAAAUCCUUCUCACUGAACGAUCGUACCAAAAGGACCUGCGCAUCGUUGUCAAGGUGUUUAGCUCCGAGUUUACCGCCGCCAUGGACGUCGACGUGAUCCUUGGCAAUCUGACCGACAUCAUACAGCUGUCUUCAGAUUUGACCUCUCGCAUCGAACCUCAGAAAGACAGCGACGAUUGCAAGGUUGGCGAAGUAUUCUGCAGCCUGACCGAACGCAUGAAGCUGGUGUACAGCAAAUACUGUGAGUUUCAGGACGAAUCGUUCGCUUUGCUGGAAAAGUACGAAGGGGAUGCCGUAAAACGGACGAUUCUCGAUCGAUGUCUUGCGCGGAUUCGCACCGAGACAACUUGCCUUGAUCUGAACUCGAUGAUCAACCGACCGGUGACCAGAAUCGUGAAGUAUCCGUUGUACAUCGACGAGAUUCUCAAAUUUACCGAUGACGAACACCCGGACAAGAAAAACUUGGUGGCAGCACUUUCUCGACUGACGUUCAUCGCCCGAUCAAUCAACGAGUCGAAACGUCGCACAGAUCUUGUGAAGAAGUAUCGUCGCGAAAAUGACAUUUCGCUUUCACAGCGCCUUUCUCGCCUCUCUCUCCACUCGGUUCGUAAAAAGGGCACCCGAAUCAGUGUCAGACUGUCGUCGACGCUCGGCCUUACUCACCUCGUAAGCGACGAUGUGUUUAAAUGCCUAACUUCCGAAUGACU